CAAAGGGGCUGGGGAGGGAGCCGUGGUUCGGGACCGUGGCCAUGAAGCUAAAGUUACUGCCCCCUUCCUCUAAAGUCUGGACCCCCAGGCACUGGCUCAGCUGUGCUCUUCCCUUCACCUUCUUCAUCCUCAUAUUGCUGUUUUACCUAACUGGAGAGAAACGCCAAGAUGAGCUCACAGGCUGUGGAUUCAUGGCUCAGCUCUGUGUUCCAGAGAGCUCCUUGACUUCCCAGGUAGAGGCUGGCCAGAAAUCUGGUGAACUUCACUGCCUGGGCCCAGACAAGCUUCCAGGCCAAAUGGUAAAGCCUUUCAAGGAGAGUUUAGCCACUGAGGGAGACCUACAGAUUCCCCAGUUUCUCAAUGGAUGGAAAAAAUUGGUCAUGCUCCUGGACCCCUUGGGCACCCUCUUUACCUUUGCCACCCAGGAAGCCUCAGAGAAAAUCUCAACCCUCGAGUCUUAUUCCCGAGGCCCUUACUCCAACCAUUAUCAAACAUUUUUGGCCAUGGCUGACUGGGAGCAGCAUCCCUUUAAAUACAAAUCUGGUCUCCAAACACUGGUGCUUCUGCACCGAGCCCUGCGUUGGGCCCAGCUCUGCCUGGGUGGCAUCGCCAGAGCCCACAAUGCAGACAUGGGGGCUCUGUGUGGGGACGCCUAUCAGAGAGUGCUGGGUCCCUAUCACCCUUGGCUGAUCCGAAAGGCAGCAAGCCUAGCCUUUCUUGCCUUCCCCAGACGGAGCAAGCUACUGGCACUGGUGUGUCCAGGAGCCAACGAGCAGGAGGCCCAGGAGGCCUUGGCUCAGGCAUCUGACAUGUUGGAAGCUGUCUACAACCGCACCCAGGGGCUGCUGGAUGAAAGGGGGAUGCUGACAGAUGGAGUUACUAUGCAGCCAUUGGGGGGCAGGUAGCAGGACCUUCAGAAGAGCUCUGUGCUCCCUUAGAGUAUGGGGACUGAAUGGUGGAAGAGGGAAAGCAGACUGAGAGCAGCACUCAGUUUCUCUACCAUCUACUCUCUGCCACAUGACACUCCUGGAGUCUCAGACCUGGAGGCAAGAAAACUCUGAGUUUCCCCUUGGCAUCUUUCAUGAACAUCAGAUGGAAGAUGGAGGUAGGGGAAAAUAAAAUGUUUUUAG
Messenger RNA from Gracilinanus agilis (Agile Gracile Mouse Opossum), 1130 nucleotides. RefSeq names its product glycolipid transfer protein domain containing 2 (gene GLTPD2). Gene Ontology annotation, molecular function: ceramide 1-phosphate binding; ceramide 1-phosphate transfer activity. The coding region runs from base 42 to 905 and encodes 287 amino acids. Lineage: Eukaryota; Metazoa; Chordata; Mammalia; Didelphimorphia; Didelphidae. Gene Ontology annotation, biological process: ceramide transport; intermembrane lipid transfer. The record is from RefSeq and is a predicted model, not a curated record. The transcript has 4 exons. Gene Ontology annotation, cellular component: cytosol; membrane; cytoplasm.